AUGAAGGGCGUGUUCGGUGCAGCAGGGCUGUUGAGCCUGCUUUGUCAAAAUGCUCUCGCUGUCGAGCUCACGAUGACCGAUGAUGAAUCCAUAAAGGCUGCGGCGGGCACGAUAGCAUUCGGCUUGAUGAAGUACUACACGGGCAACAACACAGGCGAUGUCCCCGGCAAACCUACCGUCGCCGACGAGAGCUACAAUCCCGUGGUCACGCAGGCGAUGCUGCACCAGGCGGGCGACGACCGGGACUACAUGCCGGCCAACCAGACGCGGACGGAGGGCAACGACGAUCAGGGAUUCUGGGCGAUGGCGGCCAUGUCGGCAGCGGAAAACAGAUUCCCAGACCCGCCGCCGGACCAGCCGCAGUGGCUGGCGCUCGCGCAGGCCGUGUUCAACGAGUACACGACGCGGUGGGACGAGCAGACGUGCAACGGCGGGCUGCGGUGGCAGAUCUUCACGUUCAACAACGGCUUCAACUACAAGAACUCCAUCUCGAACGGGUGCUUCUUCAACCUCGCGGCGCGGCUGGCGCGGUUCACGGGCAACCAGACGUACGCGGACUGGGCGCAGAGGGUGUUUGAGUGGGAGCAGGGCGUCAACCUGAUCACGCCCGACUUCCGCAUCUACGACGGGGCCGGGGUGGACGACGGGGCCAACUGCACCAAGCCGGACGUGAUCCAGUGGACAUACAACGCAGGCAUCUACAUGCACGGGUCGGCCAUCAUGUACAACAUCACCUCGGGCGGGGAGCAGGCCGAGUGGAAGAAGCGGCUGGACGGGAUCCUGACCGAGACGCAGGCGGUCUUCUUCAACGAUAGCAUCCUGAUGGAGCAGGCUUGCGAGAACGUCGAGCUAUGCGACACGGACCAGCAGAGCUUCAAGGGCUACCUGCUGCGGUGGAUGUCGGGCACGACGCAGGUGGCGCCCUACACCUUCGACACCAUCAUGCCGCUGCUGCAGAAGACGGCGCCGGCGGCCGCCAAGGCGUGUUCCGGGUCGCCGGCCGAGGGCUUCAACGGCAAGCCCGGCACGGCGUGCGGGUUCAAGUGGACAACGGGCGGCUUCGACGGGCUGGUCGGCGUGGGCCAGCAGAUGAGCGCGCUCUCGGCCGUCAUGUACUCGCUCACCAAGAGGGUGGACGGCGGCGGGAGCGGUGGUGCUGGAGGUGGAAGUGGCGGCGGCGGCGGCGGGUCUACGGCGCCCGUCACGGCCAACACGGGUGGAACUUCGCAGGGCGACCCCAACGCCGGAAUCGAGAACAAGGACAAGCUGCCCGUGCUGGAGCCGAUCACGAUGGGCGAAAGGGUGGCGGCCGGGUUCAUGACGAGUGCGAUCGCGCUCAGCAUCAUAGGGGGUUCGGUUUUUGUUAUGAAAUGA
Molecule: messenger RNA, 1374 nt
Organism: Diaporthe citri
Lineage: Eukaryota; Fungi; Ascomycota; Sordariomycetes; Diaporthales; Diaporthaceae
Exons: 3
Coding region: 1-1374 (457 amino acids)
Biological process (GO): fungal-type cell wall biogenesis; carbohydrate catabolic process
Molecular function (GO): mannan endo-1,6-alpha-mannosidase activity
Source: RefSeq, a predicted model, not a curated record